Molecule: messenger RNA, 1886 nt
Organism: Cajanus cajan (pigeon pea)
Lineage: Eukaryota; Viridiplantae; Streptophyta; Magnoliopsida; Fabales; Fabaceae
Product: cholesterol 22-monohydroxylase CYP90B51
Biological process (GO): sterol metabolic process; multicellular organism development; brassinosteroid homeostasis
Molecular function (GO): iron ion binding; heme binding; monooxygenase activity
Source: RefSeq, a predicted model, not a curated record
AUUAGGUCCGAUUCCAUUGAAACACCUGAUUUUGUGAUUUUACUAGGCUAAAAAGGUGGAUACUCCUUUUCAGCAGCAAGAGUGAAACCUUUUCCUCAUCCUGUUGCAUGCUACUACUGCACAUGCAAGUUUCAUUUGUUUCUUUGUGUUUUUUUUCUUCCUAGAGAGAGAGAGAUAAUCAUAAGAGAAAGUAGAAAGAAUUAGACAAGCUAGCACCAUGUCAGACUCACACCUGAUCACUUUCUGUUUUCUUUCUUCCAUCCUUGCUCUUGUUGUCAUCUUCAUUUUCACCAAAACAAAGAAACCAACCCUUAAUCUCCCCCCUGGCCAAAUGGGGUGGCCCCUUCUCGGUGAAACCUUUGGGUAUUUGAAGCCUUUCUCUGCUGUUACACUAGGAGAAUUUAUGGAGAAGCGCAUAGCAAGGUAUGGUACAAUUUACAAGUCACACUUGUUUGGUGAUCCAGCCAUAGUGUCAGCAGAUGCAGGGCUGAAUAAGUUCAUAUUGCAGAACGAAGGGAAGUUGUUUGAGAUCAGUUAUCCAAAUAGUCUUGGGGCAAUACUUGGGAAAUGGUCUAUGUUGGUCUUAGUAGGGGACAUGCACAGAGACAUGAGGAAUAUAUCACUCAACUUUCUCAGUUAUGCGAGGCUCCGAAUAAAUCUUUUCAAAGAUAUGGAGAGGCAUGCCCUUCAAGUUAUAACCUCGUGGAAGCAAAAUUCUACAUUCUCAGCUCAAGCCGAAGCAAAAAGGUUCACCUUCAAUGUUAUGGCGAAACAUCUCAUGAGCAUGGAUCCUGAGAAUCUCGAGACAGAGCAAUUGAAGAGAGAAUAUGUCUAUUUCAUGAAGGGUGCUAUAUCUCCUGUGCCUUUGAAUUUUCCUGGAACAGCAUACAGAAAAGCAUUAAAGUCAAGGUCCAACAUACUGAAGUUCAUAGAGGCGAAAAUGGAAGUAAGGGCUAAGAGAAUGCAAAAGGGAAACGCAGGUUUGGAGGAAGAUGGUGAUCUUCUGAAUUGGGUUUUGAAGCAUUCAAAACUUACAAGUGAGCAAAUACUUGACUUGAUAUUGAGUUUGCUCUUUGCUGGCCAUGAAACAUCAUCGAUAGCCAUAUCUCUGGCUAUUUACUUCUUGUCAGGCUGUCCUCGAGCUAUACAACAAUUAAGGGAAGAGCACGUGGAAAUAGUCACUUCUAAGAAGCAGACAGGGGAGCUUGAAUUGACUUGGGAUGAUUACAAGAGAAUGGAGUUUACUCACUGUGUUGUAAACGAAACACUUCGACUAGGAAAUGUUGUGAGGUUCCUUCACAGGAAGGCUAUUAAAGAUGUUCGGUACAAAGGUUAUGACAUUCCACGUGGGUGGAAAGUCCUUCCGGUGAUUUCAGCGGUGCAUAUGGAUCCUUCACUUUUUGACCAACCCCAGCAAUUCAAUCCAUGGAGAUGGCAGGUGCAGGGUAAUAAUACAAGUGGAAGUUGCCAAAACGCAAGCAAUAAUAACUUCAUGCCAUUCGGAGGAGGAUCAAGAAUGUGUACGGGAUCAGACUUAGCAAAACUUGAAAUGUCUGUGUUCAUGCACCAUCUCAUCCUUAACUACAACUGGGAACUCGUUGAAGCAGAUCAACCUUUUGCAUACCCUUUUGUCGAUUUCCCCAAAGGUCUACCCAUCAAAGUCCAAAACUACAAAAACCCUUCACAAACUCUCUCCUAAUACCCUCUAAAGCCUCCUCAUUUGGUACAACAUUAUUAGGUUUCCUAUGGUUUAAUAAAUUAGUUUCUGCUUCUUCUUUUUUUCUUUCUUUUGUUUUUUUAAUUUUCGCGCUGUUAGAAGAUAAAAAAAACAUGUUUGUAUCAGUGACAUGUUUCCUAUAUGUAGAAAAUGAAUAAAAAUGUCUUUA